AUGGUUAGGGUGCACGAAAACACUUGUUUCGGCAUGAUGGAUACAUUUGUAAACAAUUUUUACGGGAUUGUGAGAUCGUUACUAAUGCCACAACAAAUUGGAGUAAUGGCCGAAGGCACAGUUCGUACAAAGAAACCAGCAACAGUGGAUGAGAUGAAUUUGAAAUCUGUACGGCGAUUGGAUCCAUGUGCAGUGACAAUCAUUGAUAAG
Gongylonema pulchrum is the source of this 210-nucleotide messenger RNA. Lineage: Eukaryota; Metazoa; Nematoda; Chromadorea; Rhabditida; Gongylonematidae. The record is from the annotation of a GenBank genome assembly.